This is a messenger RNA of Colletotrichum truncatum, 303 nucleotides long. Its product is annotated as ABC multidrug transporter. The record is from RefSeq and is a predicted model, not a curated record. Gene Ontology annotation, molecular function: ABC-type transporter activity; ATP binding. Lineage: Eukaryota; Fungi; Ascomycota; Sordariomycetes; Glomerellales; Glomerellaceae. Gene Ontology annotation, biological process: transmembrane transport. Gene Ontology annotation, cellular component: membrane.
AUGCGUCAUCUCAACUUGGAGGCCAAGUCGCCGCUGUACACCCUGUUCACUGAGACCAUAAAUGGUCUUGCGACCAUCCGUGCUUUCAGUUGGAGGCACCACUUCCUCGAGGAAAGCCUGCGUCUCCUUGACUUAUCUCAGAAGCCGUUUUAUCUCAUGUUCUACAUCCAACGUUGGCUCAAUUUCGCGCUCGACCUCUUCGUCGCAUGCAUCGCCGUUGUCCUGGUGGCGUUUGCUGUACAAUUCCCUUACACUACUUCGCAGGGAGCUAUAGAAGUCGCGAUGAUCAACAUCAUCAUGUAA